CAAGCAGGCAGGGAGGCACCGUGACCGCAUCGACUAUUCACACACACACACACACACACACAUAUAUAUAUAUACACACAAACACAAGGAUUGGACUCGUUUUCUUUUCUUUCAUCCCGACUGAAAUCAAUGAAGGAGAGACGCUCGUGUCAGAAACUAUCUCUGAAAUCCGGCAUGGAUCCCAGUCAGAGUGUGAAGUGUAAGAUCGUGGUGGUUGGGGACAGCCAGUGCGGGAAGACUGCGCUGCUUCACGUGUUCGCCAAGGACUGUUUCCCCGAGAGCUACGUCCCCACAGUGUUUGAAAACUACACAGCCAGUUUUGAAAUCGACACGCAGAGGAUCGAGCUCAGCUUGUGGGACACCUCAGGGUCUCCGUACUAUGACAACGUGAGGCCUCUCUCCUACCCAGACUCCGACGCCGUCCUCAUCUGUUUCGACAUCAGUCGCCCUGAAACACUCGACAGUGUGCUGAAAAAGUGGAAAGGGGAGAUCCAGGAGUUUUGUCCCAACACUAAGAUGCUGUUGGUUGGCUGUAAGUCAGACCUACGCACCGACCUGAGCACACUAGUGGAGCUUUCCAACCACCGGCAGACACCCGUGUCUUAUGACCAGGGUUCCAGCAUGGCCAAGCAGAUCUCGGCACCUUACAUCGAGUGCUCGGCCCAGCAGUCGGAGAACAGCGUCAGGGACAUUUUCCAUGUGGCCACACUGGCCUGCAUCAACAAAAACAACAAAAAUGUCAAGCGCAGUAAGGCCACCCGCACCAACAAGAGGAUUUCACACAUGCCCGGUAGGCCCGACCUGGCGGCUGUGGCCUCGGACCUCCGGAAGGACAAAGCCAAAAGUUGCUCGGUCAUGUGACUGAUCAGACCGAAGGGGAUUAGACUGAGGAGAAUAAGGACAGAGCACAGUGCAAGCAGGAAGUUAUGGGGCAAUGCUCUUUCCUGCAUGCGAAAGACCCCUUAUUUGUCUGGAAAGGGGCUUUAUAAGCUUCAAUUCAUGUACAUGUUAGUGGAAUACUCUGCACCAAUGAAAACUCAAUGCGUCGUAGCGUCCCCAUCCAUAUGGCCCCCGCCCCACCAGAUGAGGAAGCUAUCUGUCAGCGGGCUACCUGCUCGGGGAAGUGACCUGCUUCCUCUGGGAGGAAGAAGCGGAUGCAGUCGAGGCUUUCCACACCUACAGGAAAUGAGCAGGAGGAGUGAUGUCAUUAGACACUCGUUUGUAGCGGAAGAACAUGUGAUCUUUUGAAUGAUAGCCAAAGGCGGCAAUGGGGGGUUUGCUGCCUGGUGGGAAAAAAGAGGAGCUGCUGUUGUUUGUGCUGGAUCAAAGACUUUUUGCUCAGAGGGCUUAUACAACAACUCAUCACUGUGGUUUGGAAGUGUUUAACUCUCACCCCUGCUACUGUAACUGUAAGUCUGUGUGCAGAGCAGUUUAAAAGAGGAAUUUCUUAGUCCUGCACAAUGGAAACCUGACGCUGUGUGUCCCCUCUCUCUGAUUUGUUGUCGGUAUAAUGUGAAGUCAUUGGUGUGUAACUGUGUCAUCGUUUUAAUUUAGCUUCAUCCUAAAAUUACACAUCUGCACCAGUCAGAUGGCCACUCCGUGCUCAUUUAUUUCACCUCAACAGCUAUAGAUACAUAAUGACUCUCUGAAGACAGAUUAUGGUAACUAUUCUUCACACUCACAGGUUUAUAAAUGCCUCUGUAUGAUACUGGGGAGCCAUAAGCAAAAAGACUCAAAACUGAAGUCAGCUUCUAGGAUUUGUAGUUCCUUCAGUCCAUGUGAUAAACAAAUGUUAUUUGGCCUUUCAGUCUAAAUCUGCCUUAGAAGUCACCAAUUUGUAAUUAUUGUAUUGGUGAGAACAGAACUAACUUUUAAAAAUCCAUAAUGGACCCUUGAUGGUCCAAGAAGCUUUAGUUGACCAACACUAAACAAGUGAAAAAGUGAUUUAUUGUGUAAAAUGAGGAUGCCCUAACAGGCUGACAUUCAUUUUGAGCUAUGAAUCACUUUUCCACUGCACUUUAGAGAGGGAGUGGAAAUGAAAGCACCAAUUAAAGCUUGUUUAUUAGUCUCUGAAAACAUCACAGCUUUCAGCUUUGCAUUUCCCUGAAGUGUUCAGACUCUGCUGUUGAGGAAACUCCUCAUUACUCAAACUUUGAUAAUUUUAUUUUUCCUACAUGGUUUGAAAUGUUAAUAGGUAAUUUCAGUGUUUGAGUUUUAUGACCCUUAGUUAGCUCCAUUUAAAAUAUGUCAUUAAACAACUAAUGGGUCUGUUGACGCUUCGCUUAGUCUGGCCCCCUUACUGUCAAGCUUUCCAUUUUAGCAUGGCACGUAUGCAGUGUACAGUGAUGACAUUUGAAGAUUUAACACUGAAAUCCUGAUCAUUUUUUAAACAGUGGGGUCUUUGACUUUGACAAGUAGACAAAAGCAGCUUCUUAUCUUUAGUUGGUAACCAUUGGGGUCUAUUCUGCGGGCUGCAAUGACACCUGUAGCUAGCAGAUUUAGCUAGCUGAUUAAUGCUACCUAGCUCCAUGAGUUUUUUGAAAACUACACAAAGGUUGGAUUUACACUUAAUUGGUAGUAUUUUUAUAGAACUUGUUUCACUUUUAUUUGAAAAAAGGCUUUUAAGGAUGAGGACUAACUGAUGAGUUUAGCAAAGUCAUCUUGGGUAAACUUCCCCAAAUCCAAUACAGAGCGCUAAUAUCCUUACUUCUAAUAUAGUGGUUAGUAAUCCCGGAUCUCAAGCAUUGGAUGUGUCAGUCUUGAACGGGGUUUUUCUAAUGUAAUCUGGAACCCCACAUAAUAAUGUAGUUGGCUAAUGAUAUUAGCUACACAUGCUAAUGUUUGCAGCUUAGAGCAGAAAAACACACAGUUUAAUCCAGUUUUGCUCUUGUAUUUUUUGUUUUGGAAAAGUAAAAAAAAAAAAGACACCAUCCUCCAAACUUUUUAAAUGUGAAGUAAAAGCACCAUAUACACCUCUUCAAUAUGUUGAAAAAUCCAAAGCUUGACAGGCCUGCCGUGCCUACUUAGUUUCUAUGCUAUGAUUGCUGUUUGGGGGAAGGGUUUAACGUACGGUCAAUUUGAAAAUUGGACUUUUCUAAAGUCUUGAGAAACAGUGUUUUUGAAUUUGUGCUUUUCCGUUAACAAAAGUGCAAUUAAGAAACUGUUUAAAUAUCAAAAUUAUUGAUGCACUUUUAAUGAACCUUUACAAACGUCCCAGUUAGCUUGUUCAAAUGCCAAUGCUGUCACAUUUGACAGAACGGUGGCCAUACUCUUCAUUUUCUUAUCUGUUGUCUCCUCCCCGUGUACAUUUUCUUGAAUGUUGUCACCUUCAAAUGUCUUUGCCAAUGUUGUUCCCACAAUAUUUAUUGAAUUAUAUAUUUUCCCUUUAGAAUAAAUGCAAAUGUAAUUAAA
Molecule: messenger RNA, 3411 nt
Organism: Thunnus maccoyii (southern bluefin tuna)
Lineage: Eukaryota; Metazoa; Chordata; Actinopteri; Scombriformes; Scombridae
Gene: rnd3a
Product: Rho family GTPase 3a
Exons: 5
Coding region: 130-861 (243 amino acids)
Biological process (GO): small GTPase-mediated signal transduction
Molecular function (GO): GTPase activity; GTP binding
Source: RefSeq, a predicted model, not a curated record